AUGACAGGAAUUCAAUUAAAUACAAUUCUUUCACAUUUAAAAACUUAUGCACCACUUUAUCUUGCUGAACAAACAUGGGAUAAUGUUGGAUUACUUGUUGAACCAAAUAAUGAUAAUCCAGUAAUAGAAAACAUUUUAUUUACAAAUGAUUUAACUGAACCCGUACUAGAUGAAGCUAUUGAACGACAUGCUCAAUUAAUUGUUAGUUAUCAUCCAGCAAUAUUUAGUCCAUUAAAACGUUUAACACAAAAUAAUUGGAAAGAAAGAAUUAUACUUAAAUGUAUAAAACAUGGAAUUACUGUUUAUUCACCACAUACAUCAUGGGAUGCUGUUGAUAAUGGUAUUAACCAUUGGCUUAUAUCAGCAUUUGGAAUAGAUGAACAAGAUUAUACAUCACGUCCAAUUGUACAAGUUAAAACAAAUGAAACACCAUCACAAAAUCAACAUUUAUUAACAAUAACUCUUCCUAAGGAACAUAAUAUUAAUUCAAUUAAAGAUAUCGAUGAUGUGACCAUAAUCAAUGAAAUAUCUUGUAAUACACUAAAUGGACCAGCUAUUCAAUUAUCUAUUUCAUGUUCACCACGCGCUGUUAGUUUAAUAAUAGACUUAUAUCGUAAUGAAGAAAACAUAAGUAAAACCAUUCAAGUUAUUGAUGUUCAAAAACCUUUAGAUUCUCGUCAAGGAUAUGGUCGUUUAAUUGAAUUAAAAAAUUCUCGAACAAUUCGUCAAAUAGUUGAAAACGUAAAAACAUUAACUGGUCUUAAAUAUAUUCGUCUUGCAUUAGCAAAUAAUAAAACAAUAGAUUCAUCAAUAAAAACUAUAGCAGUCUGUGCUGGUUCAGGUUCAAGUGUAUUUUCUCAACUACGAAAUGUUGAUAUACAACUUACUGGUGAACUUACACAUCAUGCUAUAUUAGAUGCUAUACAUCGUGGUACAACAGUUAUUUUAUGUGAUCAUACAAAUACAGAAAGAGGUUUUUUAAAUGUUAUUAAAAAACAUUUUGAACAAAUAUGGAAUUCAAAUGAAAUUAAAUUAUUAAUUUCCGAACGUGAUCGAGAUCCAUUAGAAAUCGUUUAA
Messenger RNA from Rotaria sp. Silwood2, 1077 nucleotides. Lineage: Eukaryota; Metazoa; Rotifera; Eurotatoria; Philodinida; Philodinidae. The record is from the annotation of a GenBank genome assembly.